Molecule: messenger RNA, 1563 nt
Organism: Lonchura striata (white-rumped munia)
Lineage: Eukaryota; Metazoa; Chordata; Aves; Passeriformes; Estrildidae
Gene: ANXA5
Product: annexin A5
Biological process (GO): negative regulation of coagulation
Cellular component (GO): plasma membrane; vesicle membrane; cytoplasm
Molecular function (GO): calcium ion binding; phosphatidylserine binding; calcium-dependent phospholipid binding
Source: RefSeq, a predicted model, not a curated record
GCGGCGGGGCCGCAGCGGGACCUCCUCCCUCUUCGCUCCUGCCUCGCUCCGUGCCUCGCUCGGUGCUCCCGGUGGCUCAGGGCAGCGCGGCGGGAGAGUCGGACUCGACCCCACCCGGAGGAUCCCAGAGAUGGCGAAGUACAUGAGAGGCACCGUGACAGCCUUCGCUCCUUUUGAUGCCAGAGCUGAUGCAGAAGCCCUUCGUAAGGCCAUGAAGGGAUUGGGGACUGAUGAAGAAACUGUGCUGACGAUCCUCACCACCAGAAACAAUGCUCAACGUCAAGAAAUAGCUUCUGCCUUUAAAACCUUAUUUGGCAGGGAUCUUGUGGAUGACCUGAAAUCAGAACUUACUGGCAAGUUUGAAACCUUGAUGGUGUCUCUGAUGAGACCAGCGUAUAUUUUUGAUGCUCAUGCACUGAAGCAUGCCAUCAAGGGAGCAGGAACCAAUGAGAAAGUGUUGACUGAAAUUCUUGCCUCCAGAACACCUGCAGAAGUGCAGAAUAUUAAACAAGUAUAUCAGCAAGAGUAUGAAGCUGACCUGGAGGAUAAGAUCACAGGAGAAACAUCAGGCCAUUUCCAGAGGCUGCUGGUGGUGCUGCUGCAGGCAAACAGAGAUCCUGAUGCUGGAGUUGAUGAGGCUCUUGUUGAGCAGGAUGCUCAGGUUUUGUUCAGAGCUGGGGAGCUGAAGUGGGGAACAGAUGAAGAAAAGUUCAUCACUAUCUUGGGAACCCGCAGUGUUUCUCACUUGAGGAGGGUGUUUGACAAGUACAUGACAAUUUCUGGCUUCCAGAUUGAAGAGACCAUUGACCGGGAGACCUCUGGUGAUUUGGAGAAGCUACUUCUGGCAGUGGUGAAAUGCAUCCGAAGUGUGCCUGCCUAUUUUGCUGAGACCCUGUAUUAUUCCAUGAAGGGGGCUGGCACUGAUGAUGACACCCUGAUCAGAGUCAUGGUUUCAAGAAGUGAAAUUGAUCUGCUGGAUAUUAGACGAGAAUUCAGAAAGAAUUUUGCGAAAUCAUUGUAUCAAACGAUUCAGAAAGACACGUCUGGGGACUACAGGAAAGCGCUGCUGCUCCUCUGUGGCGGAGACGAUGACUGAUGGGCAGGGGACAUGCAGCUCUCCUUGUUCCUCCAGCUUUGCAGCCCUUCAUUAGCAUGUCUGCCUGAGGUUUUGUAUCUUAAUGCUUUGUGGCUGCUUGAAUUUAUACUAGGAUUGCACUUAGUAAAAAGGAGCUUAUUGUUAUCCCUCCUCUUCCCCAAGUCCCAGCUUCCAGGAAUUUCAAGUGCCUUCUGUGAUCUGUGGGAGUCACCUUCGUGGAAGGUGGGUGCUGAGCACAGAACCCAGUUCUUAACAGGUGUUUUGCUGAAAUAGGAAAAAAUAAUAAUGUAUUUCACAAUAAAUACAAAUUGCUUUUUAUUCCUUUCAUUUCCACUGAGUAUUAAGCUAGUUCUAACAUGGCAAGCAAGGAAAUCCUUUGUAUGUAAUAUUGGAAUGAAUUUGCUGAACAUAUUACAAGCAAUCAUUGGAAAUCUAAAGGACCAAUAAAUUUUUCCCCUCUUAUCACA